Molecule: messenger RNA, 1599 nt
Organism: Mollisia scopiformis
Lineage: Eukaryota; Fungi; Ascomycota; Leotiomycetes; Helotiales; Mollisiaceae
Product: alpha/beta-hydrolase
Exons: 1
Coding region: 1-1599 (532 amino acids)
Biological process (GO): cardiolipin acyl-chain remodeling
Cellular component (GO): mitochondrial inner membrane
Molecular function (GO): A2-type glycerophospholipase activity
Source: RefSeq, a predicted model, not a curated record
AUGUCUGCCUCUACGAAUUCAGACUCGUCGGCGGGACGAGGCCAGCAGGCAAUGCUUGCUUCACAACGAGCGAAGGCGAACAAUGAGGCAAAGAAGGCGGGCUACUUUCCUUUGGGAUACAAAGAGGGUAUCAGCCAGUGGUGGGCGAGCAUUUCACCGGCUGUUGCAGAACAUAAUGUCAUGGCCUUUGUGCCAUACCUUCAAAAGCCUCCUACGCAUACUCAGACUGGCUCUGCGCCAGUUUCGGCGUCCACGUCGAUGAUGUCUAUCAACACGGACCCAGCGAGAGCUGCAGCACCUGUUAGGACUACCUCUAUCACGGAUCCAUAUGGGCCAAGAUCAUGGCAUUCGAACCUUGUCAAGUUGAGUGGCAAAAACAGAGCCCUGAACGAAUUCUCAGUGCAAAGAGAUGGAGAGCCGGUGGAAGAGAAUCUGGUCAUGCUACACGGUUACGGAGCCGGGUUAGGCUUCUUCUACAAGAACUUUGAGGGAUUAAGUCGAGUACAAGGCUGGAAAAUAUACGCUUUGGACAUGCUAGGAAUGGGACGAAGCAGCAGACCGCCAUUCAAGAUCCAUGCCAAAGACCAAGCAGGCAAGAUCACAGAAGCCGAGAACUGGUUCAUAGACGCAUUGGAAGAGUGGCGACUGCUGAAGAAAAUCGACAAGUUCACGCUUCUUGGUCACAGCAUGGGAGGCUAUAUGGCCGUAGCAUACGCUCUUAAGUACCCUGGUCAUCUCAACAAGCUGAUCCUCGCAUCACCGGUUGGAAUACCAGAGGAUCCAUAUGCUAUGCAAGCGGAUAUGCCUGAGCCAGGAGACUCAACCAUGGCAAACGAGUUUACGCAGGAUCAAGAAGACGACAUAGUCAACCGACCCACCAAUGGCCAGAACAACUUCUUUAACGCCAAGGACAAAGCCGAAGCAGCCAAGAAGAAAAAUGAAGCCGCACCUCGAAGACCAUUACCAAAAUGGCUCACCUAUCUUUGGGAUGCCAACAUCUCACCAUUCAGUAUUGUUCGUUGGGCCGGCCCAUUAGGACCAAGAUUCGUUUCUGGAUGGACAUCUCGGCGCUUCUCCCAUCUUCCGGACCAGGAAUCAGAAGCCUUGCACCACUAUGCAUACUCUCUCUUCCGACAACGAGGUAGUGGCGAGUACGUGUUAGCAUAUAUUCUUGCUCCUGGAGCCUUUGCACGCAGUCCCUUGAUCAGAAGGAUCCAAGGCGUAGGCCGACAACCAAUCUUGGCUACUAGUUCUUUGACCUCGUCACCUUGCUCCACCUCGCAAAACCUUCCUACCGCCACAUCACCCUCUCCAUCCAAAGAAAUGGGAUUUCCUAUAGUGUUGAUGUACGGCGAGAACGACUGGAUGGAUAUAGCAGGUGGCUACGCGGCAGAACAGAAACUUAAAGAAGAGAAAGCGAAAGCGUUGAAAGAAGCAAGUGCCGAAGAGAAGAAGAGAGAAAAUGGAAGUGCGAAGGUGGUUAUUAUCCAGAAGGCGGGACAUCAUUUGUAUCUUGAUGGAUGGGAGCAGUUUAAUGAGGUUAUGAGAGAGGAGAUGGAGGAGACGAAAAGAGAUACGAAGAAAUUCAGUCGGUUGUGA